Messenger RNA from Heterotrigona itama, 674 nucleotides. The record is from the annotation of a GenBank genome assembly. Lineage: Eukaryota; Metazoa; Arthropoda; Insecta; Hymenoptera; Apidae.
GAUGGCUGAUAACACAGUAAUAGAAAGGGUAAGAUUUUAUGUUUUUUAAACGAUGAAUAUUUGAAGUAUUGUCGAUGUAUUUCAUUUAAUGUUUAAUUAAUGCUGGAUUUUUGUAUUAAAUCAUGUAGUCCCACUGUAGUAGAAAAAUCAAUGACAGUGACACUCAUUUUUGUUCUCAAACAAUAUAUAAUCUCAUUGCAGGAAAAGCAUAUGAAACAAUUAAAACGUAGAAUGGAAUGUUGGCGUGAAGUAAUACUUCCAUUAAAUUCCAUUCUAUUAUGGGAACGGUCUUGGUAUCCUGGUCUCAUACUUGGAAUUACAACCAUAAUAUUUUUUCUGAUAUGGAUUUUGGAACCUGCUAUACUUACAAUAAUAUCCGUAACUCUUCUUGUAUUGGCUUUGGUCGAUUAUCUUGUGCCACCUGUAUCAUCUUGGCUAAGCCCUGUUAAUAAAUGGACAGGGCAAAAAGAAAAAAAAUUAAAUGAGAUAUGUCAAAAUUUAUCUGUAAUAAUUUUACAAUUACAAAAUUUGUGGAAAUUGAUGUUAAAAAUACGAAAUGAUCGUCCUAAUGUGUGAAUGCUCUUUUACUUACACCAGGAUUCAGACAUAAAGGUCGUGCGAUGUCAGUUAGUAUAACAUACAUGCGCGAUUUUUUAUUUCAUGAAAAACGAUCA